AGUGGUUAACUUGUUGGGAAAAAAAAGUCUUGUUAGAGUUAAAUGUGACGUUGAUUUUCUAAUAUAAUGCAUUUGUUUUUACCAGUUAACUUAAACUGGCAGUAAAAACGCCCUAAAAUUAAUAUAUUUAAAAAAAGACACAAACCACAACAGCGUUUAAUGUAUAAACACUUUAUUAUAAAAGUUAACACGGAAAGCGAACCGUACUAUUAAAAUUCAGUUAAUAAAGUAAACCACUUCUUCACAGACCAACCGUUAAAUAUAAGGAUUAUAUGAAGUCUUAUACGUCAAAACACUGAUAGAGGCUGAAUUAUAUGCAAAUUCAUCAGCACACGUUUGAAUAAACGACAAUCACUGAUUCGAGAGGCAACAAACACGCUUUGCUUUUGAUCUAAAUCAAGUAUGUACAAGCUCAAGCGACAGUUUUAGGAGUUGUGUUAAAAACUACAAAUCCUAGACUGUCUAACAGCCCCGAUUGAAUUCGGUGUGGGUCAUGUAGUUGAUGGCACUUCCCUCGUGUCAGCAGUGUGCACUGCGCAGGGCUUUGUGUUCAACUACAGUACCCACACGUCACUGUUAUCCGCGGAUAUCUCAGCGCUGCUGCUUCUCUCCAGUCUAGCGCUCGCUCCUUUUUAGCGGAUUGGCAAAACAGGGUAGGAUUCCUAGGAGGAAUACAAAAACAUAAGCAAAAAUGGCAGAGCUUGGAGCGGGGAGCCUGCUAACAGGAGAUCCUGCUUUUAAUUAUCAAGAGCAUGAGCUAAACGAGCGCUUGAAGCGGCUGUACCCGGCCGUGAAUGAGGAAGAGACCCCCUUACCCCGGUCUUGGAGCCCCAAGGAUAAGUACAGCUACAUCGGGCUCUCACAGAAUAAUCUGCGGGUGCAUUACAAAGGCCAUGGAAAAAACCACAAAGAUGCAGCGUCUGUACGGGCCACCCAUCCUAUCCCUGCCGCUUGUGGCAUCUACUACUUUGAGGUGAAGAUCGUAAGCAAAGGAAGGGAUGGGUACAUGGGAAUUGGACUGUCUGCCCAGGGGGUCAACAUGAACAGACUUCCUGGUUGGGACAAGCACUCCUAUGGUUACCAUGGUGACGAUGGACACUCCUUUUGCUCUUCAGGGACUGGCCAACCGUAUGGCCCAACCUUCACAACGGGCGACGUCAUUGGCUGCUGCGUGAACCUCAUCAAUAACACAUGCUUUUACACCAAGAAUGGCCACAGUUUAGGUGUGGCUUUCACAGAUCUGCCACCUAACCUGUACCCUACAGUAGGGCUACAGACUCCAGGGGAGAUAGUAGAUGCUAAUUUUGGCCAGCAGCCUUUUGUGUUUGACAUUGAGGACUACAUGAGUGAAUGGAGGGCCAAGAUCCACAGCAUGAUUGCCCGCUUCCCCAUCGGAGAAAGACUGGGAGACUGGCAGUCUGUUCUGCAGAAUAUGGUGUCCAGCUACCUAGUGCAUCAUGGGUAUUGUGCCACAGCAAUGGCCUUUUCCAGAGCCACAGAGACCAUGAUCCAAGAGGACCAAACCUCCAUAAAAAACAGACAGAGAAUACAGAAGCUGGUAUUGGCAGGACGUGUUGGAGAAGCCAUUGACGCAACACAGCAGUUGUACCCCGGACUCUUAGAACACAACCCAAAUUUACUCUUCAUGUUGAAGUGUCGGCAAUUUGUGGAGAUGGUGAAUGGUACAGAUAGUGAGGUACGGUGCUUUAGUGUCCACUCUCCUAAAUCACAGGACAGCUAUCCCGGCUCCCCCAACCUGAGCCCGCGGCACGGAGCCACCAAUGCUCACGUGCACAACACAGGAGCAGACAGUCCCACAUGCAGUAAUGGGGUCACCCCUACUAACAAAAAUAAGAGCCACAACAAAUACACAGGCGUAAGCUCCGCCUCCUCCUCUCCAUCCUCCUCUCCUUCCUCCGUCAAUUACUCAGAGUCCAACUCUACCGACUCCACCAAGUCACAGCCCCACAGUGCCACCAGCAACCAGGAGACUAGUGAUAGUGAGAUGGAAAUUGAGGCAGAACAUUACAGCAACGGCGUGACAGAAAGCUCAACUCGCAUUAUGAAUGGCACAUACAAACACCAGGAAAUCCUGCAGGCGGAUGACAACAGUGUUGGCAAUGGAGUAGCAGAUGAUAGCUGCAGCUCUAGACAGCUGUGUGGCGGAAACCAGGCGGCCACGGAGAGAAUGAUCCAGUUCGGCAGAGAGCUCCAGGCCCUCAGCGAGCAGCUCUGCCGCCAGUACGGCAAGAACGCCACUCACAAGAAGAUGCUGCAGGAUGCAUUCAGUCUGCUGGCGUACUCAGACCCCUGGAACUGCCCCGUGGGCCAGCAGUUGGACCCCAUGCAAAGAGAGGCGAUCUGCUCCGCUCUCAACAGCGCUAUUCUGGAGUCUCAGAAUCUGCCCAAACAGCCUCCACUCAUGCUGGCUCUGGGUCAGGCCACUGAGUGCGUGCAGCUGAUGGCCAGGGUUCGCUCCGGUUCCUGCUCCUUCGCCAGAGUCGACAACUUUUUGCACUAGCGCCAGUCCAGGCAGUGUUCAGGACAGCUAAGAGGAGGACUUUCCAGUUGGUUGCCAUGACGAGAACACGCGUUUGAAUUGGUGUGUCGCUUGCCGUUUGCCAGAAGCAGCCGAGCAGAUUGAAUAGAAACAUGAGAAGAGAGGCUUCUUUUUAAUUUAGUAUUAUCAAAUACAAAUUGUGUGACACUAUUUAAAGAUGAAUUAAUUAUUCUGUUUAUCUAGUCAUUUUUAUUUUAGUUUAUAUUUUGUCAGUUUGUUGUGCUCAUCUUUAAACAAAUCAAAUUCCCAAACUAUUUUUUUUUUUUCAUGGGUGAAUUCAGUGCAUAUCAAAAUACACAUAAUGGUAAGUUCCUACUGAAAAUUUGAGCUACGCACUCUGGUUUUUCUCAGUCAGAGCUCAGGUAUUUAGACAAAUGUUCUUUUGUCGUCAGAGCGGGAUAUUUGUGUGUCGCUUCACCAGAUCAUACUGUGGGUUUUUAAGCAGGUCCUUUUCUAUGUACAAGCAAAUUCUAUAUAUACCUUAACAGCCCCUUUAGGAAUUAAAUGGACGUUGGUGUUGCGCAUACGUGAAUUAAGUGUGACCUUACAAUAUUUUCAUUGCUGUAAGUGUGCAAGAGAGGGUGAGAUAAUGCAUGGCUCCUAGUGUCUUUUAAGCUACUUUAGUAUCUCAGGCACCAGCACGAGUUUGAUUAGACACAAUCACACAGCGACGACGCAGACUUGCCCUUGGGUCCAAUGUAGAUGAAUUAUAUUUUCAACCAUAGACCUUUGCCCAAAAAUGCAUCUAUUUUACUGAUAUUUUACCAUCUUUAUAGCAGUGGGUAUCAUGCAAAUGUCAACCUUCACUUCUUUUUUUUUUUUAAGUUUUAAGUUAGGUAUACUGAAGUUAACAAGUGGUUUUCUGAUAUUUGUGGCUGUACCAAAUAAAAACGCAACAUUUUUGACAAAAGAAAAUUAAGCUCAGUAGUUUGAUUACUGAGAAGCUCCACUGAAGCUUACAGACUAACUUUGUAUACGGAGUCUGUACGUUUUAUACCCAUGUGAAUAGUGUCACUGUGUUGAUAGUUCUCCUGUUAGAUUAAUAACUACAAACUGACACCGUUUCAGCUUGUUAUUGGUUGUUUCAUUGGCUGUUAAGUACUGUUGUUCAAGUUUCUUACCAUUGGAUGCACUGUACUCCAAUUAAUGCAUAUGAUGCAUUACUGUAUCUGUCUACCUCUCCUGUUCAGUAACGGAGGGACAGAGUAUGAACUUGCAGCAUGCAAGACAAUUGACUGACCCAGCGUUCCUGCAAAUGAACAGAAACAAAAAAUAUAUAUAUUUAUUUAGCACCUAGAACAUCUCCUUAAAUUACAAUCAUCUUUGUUGCUCCAGAACUUCACUUCGACCUCAUAUCAGUGCAAUUGUUUUGGUCUUUCCCUCCCUGAUGUCCUUUAACAAUCUUUUUCUUGGCCUUUGUAAAUGUGACGUUAACUGGCUCAGGCACUUAACACUUUUUUUCUUUCUUUCUUUUAAUCUGAUCAUCCAUGAAGGAAAAACCAUAAAUCGAUCCCAUGUCAACCCAGCAUUUUACUUGCCAGCACGCCGCCGUGGUGUUGAAUGUAGCUUAGCCAAUUUUAUUUCCCACAUUUUUUGCUGCUGGCCAUCAUGAGAUUGUUACAUUCCUAUAUCUACACCUGCUUUUGUUCAUUUCAGUUAUACCUCGUUUACUCUUAGGACAGUGCUGUCUAGCUUGCUGUGUCAUGACAGGCAUUUUAACAGAAGGUAUGUGUAGCGCAGGUUGACCUGCAGAUCAUCUGGCUGGAGUCACAGGGUCACUGGAAGGUUGCACAUGCUCCUCAAUAGCAAAAAUAAAGUUGGCCUUCCCAACUCUGGAGUUACAUAAUGAAUAUAGGCGCUAAAAUCACAGAUUAUAGCCCCACCAUUUGUUUUUAGCAGUGUUUGUGUGUCAAUCUGAUUGUGUGGGGUGGGAAUUUUACACAUCCUGAUCCCAAACAAUCUUGUUUUACCAUUUUACUCCACAAAAUGGGUCAAUUUGGUUGUUAAAUGGUGGUAUCUUGUUGCAUGGGGACAUCUUGUGUAACUUUUUACUUAUGAUUGAGUUAAUGCCAAGUAUGUUUUGGAGCUCAUCAUAAUUUAAUAUUGUCGUUUUAAAAUAAUCCAUCAUAGAAUUUCUUAUUGGCUUUAAAUAGGGACCUACGUACAUUAAUGGAAGGGAAGAAAGUAGCCAAAAUCUUUCAAAUCUGUCAAGAUUUUCUUAGUCAUGUGGCGAUGUUCCUGCCUCAAAAGACAAUGGAGCAGGGCGAACGGAAUGGAGUACAGCAAGCUGUGCACAAUUUACUUCUAUCAUGGUUUUAAUUUUAUUUGAGUUUUCUUUUAGAAAUUGUGAAAUGAGUUACCCUCUACUUAGCAUGAACCUUUAAAACUUUUAAAACAACAUAAAAAAGAAAAACACUUUAAAAACGAAAAAAAAAGAGAGACAUACCUAUGUACUGGAAACAUGAUAAAGAAAUAUUGUACUCGUUUAAUUUUGACAGAAUUAUUUUUAUUAAAAUACACAUCCAUGAGCAAA
This is a messenger RNA of Cyprinus carpio (common carp), 5093 nucleotides long. RefSeq names its product RAN binding protein 10 (gene ranbp10). The record is from RefSeq and is a predicted model, not a curated record. Gene Ontology annotation, biological process: cytoskeleton organization; cell surface receptor signaling pathway. NCBI's taxonomy places the organism in Eukaryota, Metazoa, Chordata, Actinopteri, Cypriniformes, Cyprinidae. Gene Ontology annotation, molecular function: protein binding. Gene Ontology annotation, cellular component: cytoplasm.